AUGGGCUUCUUCCUGCUCCACCUCUCCCUCACAGACCUGGGCUGCAUCUGCACCACUGUCCCCAAAGCCAUGCACAAUUCCCUCUGGGACAUUAGAACCAUCUCCUACAUGGGAUGCGCUGCACAGAUCUUUUUCUUUUUCUUCUUCAUCACAGCAGAGUUUUCCCUCCUCACCAUCAUGUGCUACGACCGCUACGUUGCCAUCUGCAAACCCCUGCACUACGGGACCCUCCUGGGCAGCAGAGCUUGUGCCCACAUGGCAGCAGCUGCCUGGGCCACUGGCUUUCUCAAUGCUCUGCUGCACACAGCCAAUACAUUUUCCCUGCCCCUGUGCCAGGGCAAUGCCCUGGGCCAGUUCUUCUGUGAAAUCCAACACAUCCUCAAGCUCUCCUGCUCACACUCCAGCAUCAGGGAAAUUGGGCUUAUUGGGGUUAGUUGCUGUUUAGCAUUUGGUUGUUUUGUUUUCAUUGUUUUCUCCUAUGUGCAGAUCUUUAGGGUUGUAUUGAGAAUCCCGUCUGAGCAGGGACGGCACAAAGCCUUUUCCACGUGCCUCCCUCACCUGGCUGUGGUCUCUCUGUUUAUCAGCACUGGCUUGUUUACUUACCUGAAGCCCCCCUCCAUCUCCUCCCCAUCCCUGGAUCUGGCCCUGUCAGUUCUGUACUUGGUGGUUCCUCCAACACUGAACCCCCUCAUCUACAGCCUCAGGAACCAGGAGAUCAAAGAUGCCCUGAGGAAACUG
Molecule: messenger RNA, 738 nt
Organism: Neopelma chrysocephalum (saffron-crested tyrant-manakin)
Lineage: Eukaryota; Metazoa; Chordata; Aves; Passeriformes; Pipridae
Product: olfactory receptor 14J1-like
Exons: 1
Biological process (GO): G protein-coupled receptor signaling pathway
Cellular component (GO): membrane
Molecular function (GO): G protein-coupled receptor activity; olfactory receptor activity
Source: RefSeq, a predicted model, not a curated record